Rhodotorula toruloides NP11 is the source of this 1632-nucleotide messenger RNA. RefSeq lists its product as uncharacterized. Bases 1 to 1632 code for a protein of 543 amino acids. The record is from RefSeq and is a predicted model, not a curated record. Lineage: Eukaryota; Fungi; Basidiomycota; Microbotryomycetes; Sporidiobolales; Sporidiobolaceae. The transcript has a single exon.
AUGCACGCACUGCUAGAUCCAUACAAACCACCAGACAACUCACCCGCAUCAAACUCGCUCGCUCUCCACCUCGACUCGUUCUAUCUCGGACACACCGCGGACCACCAACGGCGCUCAUCACGGCGACGGGGCAGGAUGGGCUCGGAGAAGACGAGUGGAGUCGAUGGGGACACGCUCGCACGGUCAGACCCGCCAGCGAGCAAGGGUCGCCGCUCGCCUGAUCUCGUCCGCUCGUCUCGCUCGGCCACUCCCCAAACAGCGAAGCGACCGCCACUCCCGCCGCGCUCGCUCUCGAGACGCAGGUACAAGCUGCCUGAACCAGCAGCAGACGAAUGCUGUGCGUGCUGCUGUACAGAGGCCGAGAUGGGCGAGGAUGUCAUGGUCGGCGACGGAGGAGAGCCGGGUCUUCCUGCGGGUCGGCGAGCGUCGAGUGAGGCCGCCGCGCCGAGUAGGAGGUCGAGUACGGACAGCGAGCCUGGGGCGGACGACGCGACGAGCGCGAUGACCUCCAGCAGCGAGUCUGUCUCGCUCGUCGCCAGCCUCGCUCCGUCGUCAAUGUCCACCGUCCGCACCAAGCUGUUCGAGUCGGACGACGAGGACGACGACGGGGAUCUGGACGACCGCGAUGUGUCGUUCUUCACGCCCUCGACGCCCGCCUCACUCACGACGUCACCCCUCUCUCGCAAGUCGUCCAUCUCGAAGACCGCCAAGUCGGAUCCGCUCCUCGCGCCUUCCACCUCGCCAAUUCUAUCGUUCAAGGUCUCGCCGCAAGGGCACUGGAUGCCUGCGCCAGCCGCGCCAGUCACAGAAUGCGUAUUGAGCGAGCUGGACUUGCCGGACGUCGUCAAAUCCGCCUCCUCCUUAUCGACGCCGCCUUCGUCCCCUCCUCGCGCAUCCUCCUCUCCACCAUCAUCCCGUCCCUCGCUCCUCACCAAAUCCCUCCGCUCUCUCUCGCGCCUCCCGAACCUCACCCUCCCGCGCUUCUCCAGCCCAGACUCGUACAUCCCCGCCGCCCUCCUCCCCUCCGCCGCAGCGGACCUCGCAACCCUCCCACCAGGCUGGGGUCCCGCCGAGCGACGACGCGUAUUGGCUGCCGAACCGUCGCAUGCGGCGGACGAAGCCAGAGGGUUCAGUAUCUCCCUCAGGAGGCGGAAAGAACCGUUCUUGAGAGCGCCGCCGCCGUCGCCGGUUGAUGAGGUCGAGGCGGCGGGGAUGUUGUGGGGCGCUGAGGAGCUUGAUUUGCGGGAGAAGGAGACGGGCGACGAGGUCGCGGGCGCGAAGGUUGCGGUUGAGGAUGCGCCGUCUGCGCAACCGGCUAGUCCGACGGACGACAUUUCACCUCUACCGCCCUCGUCUACAGCGCCGUCUGUCGCGCCAGCCGCGACGACUCCUCCGGACCCCUCCUCCUCAGCCGCUUCGGUCUCGCCUCCCCAGCCCGUCCCGCGCUUCAUCUCGAACCACCGCCACCUCCUGAUGCUCUCCCUCGAGUUUGAGAUGAUGCGCCACGCCAAGAUCCGCGGUCCGCUCAGGCAGCGCGCGGUUAUCGUUCGUCAGGCGAGUCCGCCGCGGAAGGAUGGGAGCGCGACGACGGCGAAGGAGGGGAGCAAGUUGCGGCAGGAGGUGUGUGUGUGA